This is a messenger RNA of Asparagus officinalis (garden asparagus), 1159 nucleotides long. Its product is annotated as rhodanese-like/PpiC domain-containing protein 12, chloroplastic. The transcript is spliced from 8 exons. The record is from RefSeq and is a predicted model, not a curated record. Bases 53 to 916 code for a protein of 287 amino acids. NCBI's taxonomy places the organism in Eukaryota, Viridiplantae, Streptophyta, Magnoliopsida, Asparagales, Asparagaceae. Gene Ontology annotation, molecular function: peptidyl-prolyl cis-trans isomerase activity.
UUCACGAUAUCGCCGCUAGCAAAAUCUUCUUCGCCAAUUUACCCUCAAAAGGAUGCUGAGGACGUCUUCGCUCUCGUAUCCUGUAACCUUCUUCUCAAAUCUAAGGCUCCCAGUUCUUUCUUCCUUCAGAUCUCCAUUCCCUUCUUUUCCCCCAAAAUUAGUGUCCACGCCUAUCUCAGCCCCACAAACUCCCCCUUUCUGCCAGCGGACCCCAUCAUCUAUGGUGGGCAGCAACCCAAGGCCGCAGGGAAAAGUUAUGUUUAGUUCUGGGAGGAGUGAUGGAGGGAAUAAGGAGAUUUUGGUGCAGCAUUUGCUUGUUGGGCAGGAUGAUGUAAAGAUGCUGACAGAGUUGCAGAAGAGGAUUUCAGAAGGAGUUGAUUUAAGUGACUUGGCUGUGGAAUACUCUAUAUGUCCAUCAAAAGAGAAUGGUGGGAUGCUUGGGUGGGUUCGGAAAGGGCAAAUGGUGCCAGAAUUUGAGGAAGCUGCAUUUAGCGCUCCUUUAAACAAAGUUGUGCGUUGUAAGACAAAAUUUGGAUGGCACCUCUUGCAAGUGCUUUCUGAAAGGGAGGAGUCUAAACUUGAAGAUAUUGCACCAGAAGAACUGCAUUCGAAAAUGCAAGAUCCUAUCUUCAUUGAGGAAGCUCAGUUGAUAGAUGUCCGGGAACCUGAGGAAGUAGCUCAAGCUUCAUUGCCAGGAUUUAAGGUUCUUCCUCUCCGUCAAUUUGGAACAUGGGGAUCAGUGAUAUCAGAUGAGUUUGAUCCUGAAAAGGAUACCUAUGUACUGUGCCACCAUGGUGUAAGAUCACUACAGGUAGCAAAAUGGUUGCAAUCUCAGGGAUUCAAGAAGGUGUUCAAUGUGGCUGGAGGAAUUCAUGCGUAUUCUGUCAAUGUUGACCCUUCAGUUCCAACAUACUAAGAAGGGGCAAAUUCACAAUAACCCUUAUUCUUGUGUGCAAAUAAAAGUCCCCCCUCUCCUUUUUUUUUUUGCCAGUAAUGCCUGUGGCCUAAAGGGUUAUUUCUGUUUGAGUUGGUAGUAAGAGGAGUUUCUUAGUUUUGAAGGAAAAUUUGUUAGAAAAUGUUGAGAAGUUUCAAUAUUUAACGAUAUGUUAUAUAAUCAUUGCUUGUGAUAUUUGUCUCAUUAAUGGAUUCAUUCUAUUAA